Messenger RNA from Dipodomys ordii (Ord's kangaroo rat), 2218 nucleotides. RefSeq names its product CBP80/20-dependent translation initiation factor (gene Ctif). The transcript is spliced from 12 exons. Gene Ontology annotation, cellular component: cytosol. Bases 169 to 2019 code for a protein of 616 amino acids. The record is from RefSeq and is a predicted model, not a curated record. Lineage: Eukaryota; Metazoa; Chordata; Mammalia; Rodentia; Heteromyidae. Gene Ontology annotation, biological process: regulation of translational initiation. Gene Ontology annotation, molecular function: translation activator activity; protein binding; RNA binding.
GCCGGAUCCCCCUCCGCAGCUGGGACGCGCCGAACUCGAGGCCGGAGUCGGCUCUCCGGAGCCUGGUCCCUCCCUUCCCUUUCCCGGUCCCCUUCCCCCACCCCCGACGAGGGUUUGGCGCGGCAGUCAGAGGAACCCCGAGCCCACCCAGGCCCCUGAGCCAGAGGAAUGGAGAACUCCUCAGCAGCGUCGGCCUCCUCAGAGGCAGGGAGCAGCCGCUCCCAGGAGAUCGAGGAGCUAGAGCGCUUCAUCGACAGCUACGUGCUGGAGUACCAGGUGCAGGGGCUGCUGACCGACAAGACAGAGGGCGAUGGUGAGAGCCAAAGGACACAGUCUCACGUCUCCCAGUGGACAGCGGAUUGCAGCAAGCAGCUAGACACCAGCUGCUCCUUCCCCCGAGGACGAGCUCCCCCACAGCAGAAUGGCAGCAAAGACGGCUCCCUGGACAUGCUGGGCACAGACAUCUGGGCUGCCAACACCUUUGAUUCCUUCAGUGGUGCCACCUGGGACCUGCAGCCUGAAAAGCUGGACUUCACCCAGUUCCACCGGAAGGUCCGGCACACACCCAAGCAGCCCCCGCCGCACAUCGACAGAGAAGGGUGUGGAAAGGGGAAACUGGAAGAUGGGGAUGGCAUCAACCUGAACGACAUCGAGAAGGUCCUCCCCACCUGGCAGGGCUACCACCCGAUGCCCCAUGAAGUGGAGAUUGCACAUACCAAGAAGCUGUUCCGGAGGAGGAGAAAUGAUCGAAGACGGCAGCAGAGACCUCCAGGGGGGAACAAGCCCCAACAGCACGGUGACCACCAGCCAGGCAGUGCCAAACACAACAGGGACCACCAGAAAUCCUACCAGGGAAGCUCAACACCCCACCCCUCAGGGAGGCCCACCCACCAUGGCUACAGCCUCAACCGGCGCUGGCACCAUGGUAACAUGAAGCAUCCACCAGGUGAAAAGGGGGAGCCAGGCGCCCACCGCAAUGCCAAAGAGACCGUGACCACCGAGAGCCCCAGACUUGAGGACAGCCCUGGGGACAGUGGGCACGGAUGCCUUGAGCCCCCUCACAGCCCUGACACCUCAGCCCCGACGGCUUCUGAAAGACCCUCCCCGCAGCCACCAGGUGGGCCAGAGGCCGAGGCAAAGCAUAAAGACUGUGUUGUUGCCGAGCGCCUCGGGGAGAGGCCCAAAAUCACCCUGCUUCAGUCUUCCAAAGACAGGCUGCGGCGAAGACUAAAAGAAAAGGUACCGGUAAUUGAAUUUUCCUUGUUCUCUUGUACCCGGGAGGAGCACCAAGAGGAUGAAGUGGCUGUGGAGACAACCAACCCUCAGCAGAACAAGAUGGACAAGUUGAUCGAGAUCUUGAAUAGCAUGCGGAACAACCGCAGCGACGUGGACACCAAGCUUACCACCUUCAUGGAGGAGGCCCAGAACUCCACCAAUUCCGAGGAGAUGCUGGGUGAGAUUGUACGGACCAUCUACCAGAAGGCUGUGUCAGACCGCAGUUUUGCCUUCACGGCUGCCAAGCUCUGUGACAAGAUGGCACUCUUCAUGGUGGAGGGGACCAAGUUCAGGAGCCUGCUCCUAAACAUGCUCCAGAAAGACUUCACCGUGCGCGAGGAACUGCAGCAGCAGGACGUGGAGCGCUGGCUGGGCUUCAUCACCUUCCUGUGCGAGGUGUUUGGCACCAUGCGCAGCAGCACAGGCGAGCCCUUCCGCGUGCUGGUGUGCCCCAUCUACACGUGCCUCAGGGAGCUCCUGCAGUCUCAGGAUGUGAAGGAAGAUGCUGUGCUCUGCUGCUCUAUGGAGCUUCAGAGUACAGGCCGGCUGCUGGAGGAGCAGCUGCCUGAGAUGAUGACGGAGCUCCUGGCCAGCGCCCGAGAUAAGAUGCUAUGCCCCUCAGAGUCCAUGCUGACUCGAUCCCUGCUCCUGGAGGUCAUCGAGCUCCACGCCAACAGCUGGAACCCUCUGACGCCCCCCAUCACGCAGUACUACAACAGAACCAUCCAGAAACUGACAGCCUGACAGCCAGGGGGCCUGGCGGGCAGCCCACGGGCAGCUGGGGCCCUGGUAUGCAGGGCCAGAUGGACAUGCGGGAGGACAGGGGUGGCCCUGGCGAGAGGUAGAGCUGGACAGGAAGGCAGGCAGAGUCUGUGGCCAGUCUGGAGCCAGCCAGGAGAGGGAUCAAAUCCCUAAGACGAGCCUCUCCUCCCACCCCCACCCC